GCCUAAAUUUGUAGUUAGAGUCCACCACGUCUUCAUCUCCAUUUUCCAUCAUUAUUCAGUCACAUUUCCAGUCAUACCACAGUUGUCCCAAACACCUACCUUUUAUCAUAGUUCCUUCUCUCACUACUUUCUCUCUCUUCCUUCAUCUGCAACCUUCCUCUUGCAACAAUGGAGGAUCACUUCGGAGAAGAUGACAACGAUUUUCUACCUUCAACUUCUUCAUAUCCUCGUGCUCCCAAAAUCUUCGACAGAUUUGGUUCUUCUUCCUCUUCCGAUGAAGAUUUUUCUCCUACUACUUCAUCUGUUUCUCUCCAAAACUCUAAUUCAACCACUACCUCAAAUGGCGUUGUCAAAUCUGCUGGUAAAAAGAUCGAUUACAUGAUUCAGUUUCUUGAUCGCAAACUUUCGAAAGUUAAUAGUAAUAAUUCUAAUAAUGGCAGUGGUAAUUCUCCGUUACCGGAGUUUAUUGGUUCUGGUGGAGGAACAGGAAUUUUUAGGUUACCGGUAAGGUCGGCGGUUCGACCGGACCGGCCUCCGAGUGUUGAGGUUAGACCGCAUCCGAGGAGAGAGACUCAAGUAGGGCGGAAAUUGAGGACGAUUAUGUGUACUGAUAAGCAGUUAUGGAGUGGUGGAGAGAAUUCUUUGAGGUGUUGGGAGUUGUCGGAAAUUUUUUCUUCUCAUGAUGGUGAUGAUGAGGGUGAUGUGUGUAGAGGUGAGGUGAGGGCGGGGGAUGAGAUGACUUCGAAGUUUUGUGAGUCGGUCGAAGUGGCGGCGGAAGUGGUUUGUAUGGUUGGGGAUGAAGGAGGGAGAGUGGUGUGGAGUGGGCACAAAGAUGGGAAAAUAACGUGUUGGAGAAUGGAGGAUGGGAAGAAGAAUGGUUUUAAGGAGUGUUUGUCUUGGCAAGCUCAUAGAGGGCCGGUUCUUUCUAUGGUUAUUACUUCAUAUGGUGAUCUUUGGUCUGGUUCUGAGAAUGGCAUUAUUAGGAUUUGGCCAUGGGAAGCUAUCGUGAAGUCCCUUUCCCUAAAAUCCGAGGAAAGACAUAUUGCUUCCUUGGUAAUUGAGAGAUCCUAUGUUGACCUUAAGAGUCAAGUAACUAUAAAUGGUGUAUGCUACAUGUUUUUGUCAGACGUGAAGUGUUUGGUAUCAAAUCAUUCUACAGCAAAGGUCUGGAGUGCUGGUGUUCUUUCAUUUGCGUUAUGGGAUGCCCGAACGCGAGAAUUGUUGAAAGUCUUCAAUACCGAUGGCCAGACUGAGAGCUGGUUGGACAUCUCAUCAUUGCAGGAUUUGACAGCAGAAGAUGAAAUGAAGAUGAGGUAUGUAGCUGCUUUAAAGAAGGAAAAAGCUCAAGCUUCUUUUGGUUUCUUUCAACGCUCACGUAAUGCUAUUCUUGGCGCUGCUGACGCGGUUCGUCGAGCUGCAGUCAAGGGGGCUAUGGGAGAUGAUAGACGAACUGAAGCAAUGGUUGCAACAAUAGAUGGAAUGGUUUGGGUUGGGUGCAGUAGUGGUCAUCUUGUGCAGUGGGAUGAUAAUGGGAAUCGUCACCUAGAGCUCCAUUUUCAUCAUUCUGUUGUUCAGUCUCUUGCUACUUACGGUUCUAGAAUAUGGGUUGGUUAUUCAAGUGGCAUUGUGCAGGUGGUGGAUCUUGAAGGGAACCUGCUUGGGACUUGGGUGGCUCAUAGUAGUCCUGUGAUCAAAAUGGCUGUUGGUGGUGCUUAUAUUUAUACUUUAGCAGGUCAUGGUGGUAUAAGAGGAUGGAAUAUAACAUCUCCAGGGCACAUUGACAACCUGAUUCGUGCAGAGUUAAGUGGGAAAGAAUUUCUUUACACGAGGCUGGAGAAUUUAAAGGUUUUGACUGGCACUUGGAAUGUUGCUCAAGGAAGGGCAUCUUAUGACUCUCUUAUAUCUUGGCUUGGCUGUGCUUCAUCAGAUACUGAUAUUGUUGUUGUUGGCUUGCAAGAAUUAGAAAUGGGUGCUGGUGUUCUUGCAAUGUCUGCUGCUAAAGAAACUGUUGGAUUGGAAGGUAGUGCUGUUGGGCAGUGGUGGCUUGACACUAUUGGGAAUAUCUUGGAUGAAGGUUCCACUUUUGAGCGUGUUGGUUCAAGACAGCUGGCUGGUUUACUCAUUGCUGUUUGGGUGAGAAAGAGCCUUGAAGCUCAUGUUGGGGAUGUUGAUGCUGCCGCUGUACCUUGUGGCUUUGGACGUGCAAUUGGUAAUAAGGGGGCUGUUGGCUUACGGAUGAGAGUAUAUGGUCGAAUUGUGUGUUUUGUUAACUGUCACUUUGCUGCACAUUUGGAAGCCGUCAACCGUAGGAAUGCUGACUUUGAUCAUGUGUACCGAUCAAUGGUCUUCAGUCGGUCUUCCAGUUUCAAUGGUGCUUCCGGUAUUAAGCCAUAUCUCCUAUUAUCUUGCUCGGUUGCCUGCUUCAUAUAUUUAUCAUACUUUGUUUAUCGUUAUGGCUGGCCAUUGGCCGUUUGUCUUGCAGUUGGCGUCUCAUCUGGUGCCCAAAUUCUGCGUGGAGCUAAUGGUAUGAGCUUUCGCUCAGUUGAUGUAAUACCUGAGUUAUCAGAAGCAGACUUGGUCAUCUUUCUUGGAGACUUUAAUUAUCGUCUGGAUGGUAUAUCUUAUGAUGAAGCCAGAGAUUUUAUUUCACAAAGAUGUUUUGAGUGGCUCAGAGAGCGGGAUCAACUUCGAGCAGAGAUGGAGGCUGGGAGAGUGUUCCAAGGAAUGCGUGAAGCUGUUGUUAGGUUUCCUCCAACAUACAAGUUUGAAAGACAUCAACCUGGUUUAGCUGGUUAUGACGCUGGUGAAAAGAAGCGUAUUCCUGCUUGGUGUGACAGGGUAUUAUAUCGUGAUAGUCGCACUUCUUCAAGUUCAGAGUGUAGUCUUGAUUGUCCAGUUGUCUGCUCAAUAUCAGAGUAUGAGGCUUGCAUGGAUGUAACUGACAGCGAUCACAAGCCUGUCCGCUGCAAAUUUAAUAUAGAUAUUGCUCGUGUUGAUGAGUCAGUAAGGAGACAAGAGUACUGUGAAAUUAUUGAAUCAAACCCAGAAGUCCGUUCUCUGCUUCAGAAACUAUGUAGAGUACCAGAAACUAUUGUCAGUACAAACAACAUAAUUCUUCAAGAUGAUGGCAAAUCACUUCUGAGAAUUACAAACAAAAGCCCUUUUGAUAAAGCUAUGUUUACAAUUAUAUGUCUUGGUGAGUCCACCAUCGACACAGAUGGAGUAGCAUCUAAUCACAGUCCAAGAGGUGCUUUUGGUUUCCCACGAUGGCUUCAGGUAACCCCUGCAAAGGGUGUUGUUGAACCAGAUCGUACAUUGGAGAUCGAAGUUCAUCACGAGGAGUUCGAAACCCUAGUGCAGUUUGUUGAUGGUGUUCCUCAGAAUAGCUGGUGUGAGGAUGCGAGGGACAAGGAAGUCAUCAUGCUUGUAACAUAUCAUGGAAGUUGUUGUACUAAGAUUGGUACCCAUCGUAUACGUGUCCGUCACUGCUGCUUAACUAAAGAUAAAAACUCCAUAUUAAAACAGGAGAAUGAGGGGAGAGUCCAGUCAAAUCUCCUGCACAGGUCCAACAUCCAAAAUCUCAACACUUCACUCGACGUUUUUGACAAAUUACGUAAGCUUCAAUCUCCUUGAAACUGUUCAAACAACUUUUGUUAUGUUCCUAAACUCCUUCACCACUAUAAAUGUAUCUACACCAUCGAAAUCUUGGUCUUCGUUGGAAUUAGAAGACUGAGACCGUAGAUUUUGUUACUGUCCCUAACUAGCCGGGUUGCAGAGUUUUUGGCGAAGGCAGAUUGUCGUUUGUAAAUAGAACAUCUAUAUGGUGCUGAUUUGCAUUACAUCUAUUUAAGAAGUGUGCUGUUUGCUGAAGAAUCGAAGCCUGACUUCAUUUCAUGUGUACAGAAGGUAUGUAGAGUUUAAUGUCUAAUGUCUAAACACAUAAAGAAAGCAUAAAAGAAGCUAAAAUGUGUUUCCAAGAGUUUUGAAUUUUAUGUCAGUUGAACUAUAAUAAACACCUAUUGUAUUGUAGUUGACUUUUUUUUUUUUUUUUUUUUUUUUGAAGUUUUCUGAUUUUGUGAGAAUGAUAUUUUGGUUUUUAGUGAUUUUGUUCAUUAAUUAUGUAAGAGAAAAGGAAAGGAAAAUGGUGCAUAUAUGCUAAAAAGGAAAAUCGUAGGAAAACGCAUGAUGUUGAACUUUGUGUGUUUUUAUAUUGCAUAAAUUGAGAUUUCGGAGAAUAAUAAAUUUAAUUUAAUGUACAUAAAAGCUCAAGUCUGUAUUUUUUUUUAGUUGAAGUUAAUUUUUCUUUUUUUUACUUUUAAAGAUUGGAGGGAAUCAAAACAAGGAUAAUCAUUAAUCCAAAGAAAUGAAAUUAGUUAAAAAGUUUUUGAACUAAAUAAUAACUAAUGAACUUUCUUAACUCAUUUUAUUACAAUUUAAAAAAUCUAUAUCAAAAGGGGCUUAUAGUUGCCUAUAUGAGUAGGUUGUAACUCACUUUAAUUUUUUUGCAUAUACAAUUUUACAAAUUGUUAUAUAAGAUGGUCUCAUCAAAGGCCGUAUUUGUGCUUGGAUUAAAUAAUCCAUUUAACAUAUAUUAUAAGAAUAUGAGCUUAUUGUUUGAGGUUGUUUUACGGAGAGACGGUAUCUUAUAAAAGUAGUUCAUUUAAUUUUCUCCAGCCAUAAGUUUUAUUAAAACAUGGAAAGACAAAAAUACCCUUGCUUGUUAAUGUAGUGGUUUGAGUAACAAUGAGAGGAAUCAUCCGAAAGUUAAGGGCUAUUCCAUGUACGGAAAUGGAGCUGCUAAAGUAAUAGGAUGAUUUCAUACUUGGAGUAGAAAGUUGAAAGCGAAAUUCUAGUAUACCUUGUCAAG
Amaranthus tricolor (Joseph's coat) is the source of this 4867-nucleotide messenger RNA. Its product is annotated as type II inositol polyphosphate 5-phosphatase 15. The transcript is spliced from 10 exons. NCBI's taxonomy places the organism in Eukaryota, Viridiplantae, Streptophyta, Magnoliopsida, Caryophyllales, Amaranthaceae. Bases 169 to 3633 code for a protein of 1154 amino acids. Gene Ontology annotation, biological process: phosphatidylinositol dephosphorylation. The record is from RefSeq and is a predicted model, not a curated record. Gene Ontology annotation, molecular function: protein binding; phosphatase activity.